Messenger RNA from Spea bombifrons (plains spadefoot toad), 1824 nucleotides. RefSeq names its product hes related family bHLH transcription factor with YRPW motif 2 (gene HEY2). The coding region runs from base 205 to 1206 and encodes 333 amino acids. Gene Ontology annotation, molecular function: protein dimerization activity; DNA-binding transcription factor activity, RNA polymerase II-specific; RNA polymerase II cis-regulatory region sequence-specific DNA binding. Lineage: Eukaryota; Metazoa; Chordata; Amphibia; Anura; Pelobatidae. The transcript has 5 exons. Gene Ontology annotation, cellular component: nucleus. The record is from RefSeq and is a predicted model, not a curated record. Gene Ontology annotation, biological process: anterior/posterior pattern specification; regulation of neurogenesis; circulatory system development.
UAAUGUGAGCGGACCUCCAGCGCUAACUCCCAUCAUCCGGACCCCAGGAGCCUCACCCUAUGGACACUGCAUCCCUCACUGCCUGGACGCUGCUUCGCUUAGCCAUUUGGAGCCCUCACUGCUCUGCGAUUGCUUUGUAUCUGCCGGAGGAUAAUUAAGAGUCCAUUGAUUUUGGUUGAAAAUUGGCUGUCACCCAGUUUGAAAAUGAAGAGACCCUGUGAUGACAGCAGCUCGGACAGUGACAUGGAUGAGACCAUUGAUGUAGGGAGCGAGAAUAAUUAUUCCGGGCACAGCAGCGGAUCAUUAAUUCGAUCCAAUUCCCCUACGACAACCUCGCAGAUCAUGGCCAGAAAGAAGCGGAGAGGGAUCAUAGAAAAACGCCGGCGUGAUCGUAUCAAUAACAGCCUGUCUGAAUUAAGACGACUUGUGCCGACUGCCUUUGAAAAACAAGGAUCUGCAAAGUUGGAAAAGGCUGAAAUUCUUCAGAUGACUGUAGAUCAUUUGAAGAUGUUACAGGCAACUGGGGGUAAAGGUUACUUUGAUGCACACGCUCUGGCUAUGGAUUUCAUGAGCAUUGGUUUCAGGGAAUGCUUAACAGAAGUUGCAAGAUACCUUAGCUCUGUCGAAGGCCUGGACACAUCAGAUCCAUUGCGAGUGCGGCUAGUUUCUCACCUCAACACGUGUGCCUCACAAAGGGAGGCGGUAGCCAUGACUUCUUCAAUGGCACAACACCAGCAUUCCAUGCAUCCUCAUCAUUGGGCAGCGGCCUUCCACCACCUACCUUCAGCUUUGUUGCAGCAGAAUGGACUUUUAUCACCUGAUAACAUUCCUUGCAGACUUUCCACAGCUACAGAUUUCCCACCACAGCACAGCUCCGCCAUGCUCACUGCUACGUUUGCUCAUGCAGAUGCUGCGCUUAGAGUGCCCUCUUCAGGUAGCAUUGCUCCUGGCAUCCCUCCACUAUCUACCUCCUUGCUCUCCCUUUCAGCCACAGUACAUGCGGCAGCCGCUGCAGCUGCCCAAAAUUUUCCCUUGUCCUUUGCUGGAGCAUUCCCUGUUCUGCCACCGGGGGCAGCAGCAGCAAUGGCGGCUUCUGCUGCCACUGCCAUUUCUUCUCCAUUAUCUGUAACGUCAAGUCCUCGGCAGGCUGGCAGUGCAAACAGUAAGCCUUACAGGCCUUGGGGAACUGAAGUGGGGGCAUUCUAAUUUCCUAUGCACAAUAGGUGGACUGGAUUAUUUUUUUAACUGUGUGCAGAGUCUGCAUAUGCCAUAAACAUGAAUGAAGUGUCAUGUCUGAAAUAUUGGUCUGGGAGAAAGAAUGCUAUGUCCAAGAGUUUUUUUUGUAGAUGUUUGGUGUGAUUCCUUGCAACUUCGUUAUGGCAUAAUGUUUAACAAGCUUUGGCAACAGUAGAAAUGUACAAACCAUGACCCAGAAAGAGACAGUUGCUCUGAGCAACAGCUGAGAAUGGGCUAUUUUGUAUGUUGAUUCUCUUUGUACAGUAUUUAAGGUCACCACUAUCUGAAGAGGAUAUACGAAGAGCAGAGUUUUAGACCAUACUUGUGGACCCAUGAAAGAACAGCUGGACUAGAAUCUUGACCUCAUUUUGUUUACCGAAGCCCCCAAAAUGCUACAAAGAAGAGACGUGCAACAAAAGACAAAAAACCUGAGGAUAUCUGCCAUUAUUUGCUAUUUUUUUUAGUAAAUGCCUUGCAGGAGUUUUGCCAUUUAAUAUUUUGUGCCCCAGGUGUCUGCCGUCACCAGAAUCUUCCUCUAUGUAUUUGUCUCAUUCCCUACCUACCAACUCCUUGGCUUUGCAAGAGAUG